AUGGAUCAAGACAUUCAAGCACAACCUGCUGGCGUCAGCGACCCCGCCGUCGAGAACAAGAUCAUCAACGAGGAGUACAAAGUCUGGAAGAAGAAUGCCGUCUUCCUCUACGAUGUCAUUUACAGCAGAGCCCUAGAGUGGCCUACCCUCACAGCCCAGUGGCUGCCCGAUGUCCAGUCCCUGCCUGACAAGAACUUUUCCACCCACCGUCUCCUGAUCGGUACGCACACCUCGGGCGCCACCCAGGACUAUCUUCAGAUUGCCACCGUCGACCUCCCCAACAAGCCUGCCGUCAACCCUGCAGAAUAUGAUGCCGAGAAAGAGGAGAUUGGUGGCCACGGUGCUGCCAAACAGCCCAUAUCGUUCAACGUCAUUCAGAAAAUCAACCACCCCGGCGAGAUCAACAAGGCCCGCUACAUGCCUCAAAAUCCCGAUCUUAUCGCGACCAUGACCAUUCAAGGAGAUGCUCUCGUCUUUGACCGCACGAAACACUCUUCCAUGCCCAAGACAAACCAGGUCGACGCUCAAAUUGAGUUGAAGGGCCACGAAAAGGAAGGCUUCGGUCUCGACUGGAAUCCCCACUUUGAGGGUCAACUGGCUACUGGUAGCGAGGAUCAAACUGUCCGCGUUUGGGACAUCAAUAACUUCUCCAAGACCGACAAGACCCUGACCACUGCUCGCAUCUUCACCCACCACAGUUCUACAGUCAACGAUGUGCAAUGGCAUCCCAUGCACGGAAAGAAUCUCCUUGGAACGGUCGCAGACGAUAAAACCUUCUGCUUGAUGGACCUUCGUACUGAUUCCAACUCGAAACCUGCCAUCAGAAUUACAGGCCACACAGACGCCAUCAACACUCUGGCUUUCCACCAGAAACAUGAUGUGCUUUUCGCUACAGGUUCGGCUGACCGUACUGUGGGCAUCUUUGACAUGAGAUUCCCCGAGCACGGCAAGAUUCACAGCAUGGAAGGUCACCAGGACGUCGUCACUAAGAUUGAAUGGCAUCCUCACGACCCCUGCAUUCUUGCCAGUAGUGGUGACGAUCGUCGCGUUAUCUUCUGGGACAUCAGCCGUGCCGGAAGCGAGCAAACACCUGACGACGCCGAGGAUGGACCACCAGAGAUCUGGAACAAGAACGACCCUUGGAUGAUGUGCUCGGUCGCCGAGGACAACCUCAUCCAGUGUUGGCGUGCCUCGAGAAAUCUGGUCGAAACCUUGCCUCCCGGUAUUCCACGCCGUGAAGUGUCCGUAUUGCAAUAG
This is a messenger RNA of Aureobasidium musti, 1257 nucleotides long. Lineage: Eukaryota; Fungi; Ascomycota; Dothideomycetes; Dothideales; Saccotheciaceae. The record is from the annotation of a GenBank genome assembly.